Molecule: messenger RNA, 1985 nt
Organism: Engraulis encrasicolus (European anchovy)
Lineage: Eukaryota; Metazoa; Chordata; Actinopteri; Clupeiformes; Engraulidae
Gene: gpc3
Product: glypican 3
Exons: 9
Coding region: 33-1955 (640 amino acids)
Biological process (GO): positive regulation of canonical Wnt signaling pathway; regulation of protein localization to membrane; cell migration
Cellular component (GO): plasma membrane; extracellular region; cell surface
Source: RefSeq, a predicted model, not a curated record
GGUAAUACUGGCUUCCUCUGAACUCUGCAACCAUGAACGGAAUCGCUGUAUCCGGAGCGCUGCUUCUUUUCGCGCUGUGCUGGCCUGCCACCCGACCCAGCGGGCAGGUGCUCAACUGCCAAGAAGUGCGUUCAUCCUUCCAGUCUCUGUACCCUGGGAUGAAGGGGGCUCCAGAAGCCCCCGUGACAGGUUCGGACCUGCAGGUGUGCCAGCCUAAGGGCCUGACGUGCUGCACGCGUAAGAUGGAGGAGCGCUACCUGAUGACGGCCAAGCAGAGCAUGGAGUCCAACCUGCAGGCGGCCAGUGCCCAGCUCAAGCUGCUCAUCAUACAGAACGCAGCCCUCUUCCAAGAGGCCUUUGACGUCGUUCUGCGCGUGGGCCGCAAUGCCACCCUCCUGAUGCUGCGUGAGGAGUUCCCAGCUCUGGUCACCGGGGGCAGUGUUGCCACGUCCGGAGCCUACAGCGCGGUGGGCCAACUCUUCCAAGAUGUCUCUCUCUACAUCCUGGGCUCGGACGCCCGCGUGGACCACAUGGUGACGGUGUUCUCCUCGCGCCUCUUCCCCCUGGCGUAUCGCCGUCUGCUGGGUGGGGGUGCUACUGCGGUCGCUGGUGGCAGUUCUUCGUCAUCGGCGUUGGUGACGGAGGAGUGUUUGCGGGAGGCGUGGACGAAAGGUCCCGGAGGGGGAGUGUUUGGGUCCUAUCCCAAGCUGCUGAUGACCAGGCUGUCGAGGUCACUGCUGGCCACACGCGUCUUUCUUCAGGCUCUGAACCUGGGCAUCGAGGUGAUCAACACCACACAGCACCUGCGUGCGGGUCGCGAGUGUGGCCGCACCCUGCUGCGCCUCUGGUACUGCCCGCACUGCCAGGGCCUGCUGGACGCCGGCAGCGCCCGCCUGUGCCCGGCGCUGUGCCUGGGCGCCAUGCAGGGCUGCCUGGGGGGCGCGGCCGAGGUGCAGCCCCACUGGCGCAGCUUCGUGGACGGGCUGGGCCGCCUGGUGGAGGGCAUGCGGGGGGAGCAGGACGUGGAGGCCGUGGCCCUGGGGAUACCGGCGCUGGUCAGGAGUGCACUCAGGCACGCGCUGGCCAACAAGAACCGCAUCGCAACGGUGGUGAGCGGUGUGUGUGCGAAGGCCCCUGCGAAGCGUGUGUCUCGCUCUGUCAUCGCUCCAGCCCCGCGCCCCCCUAGAGCUGUCCCCGUCAUACGCCACCACCCACAACCCUUAGACUUCGACCCAGAGGAGACCCUGUCUGGCCGACGCAGGAAGUUCAUCUCUGGCCUGAGAGGCUUCAGCUCCUUCUACAGUGGUCUCGGUGAGGCUCUGUGCAGUCGCGAGCCGGCAGCCCUCAACGACUCCCUCUGCUGGAACGGACAGGAAAUGACAGACAAGUUCCCUGGUCCUGGCCUGAAGAAGUCCUCUCACGGCUCUGAGUCCCGGAACAGCAACAAGCCACCAGAGCCCGUCAUCAGCCAGAUCAUAGACAAACUCAAACACAUCAACCAGCUGCUGCGCAUGGUGACAGUGUCAGAGAAGCGUUGGCGUGCGCGUCCUGGAGGGGGUGCCGUGAGGCGCGAUCGUGACGGGCAAGGGGAUGGCGUGGGGGGUGCGGCGGGGGACACGGAGGGCCUGUCCAGCGGGGACUGUGGGGACGACGAGGACGACUGCUCCGCCGCCUCAGGGCUCGGCCUGCCCCCACAGCACAAACUGCUGCGCAUCUUCUCAGAUGACCUGGCCAUGGACGGCUUCACGUACAAGGAGCUGCUGUUGACUCCGCGGCUGGCCACUGACUCCCACUCCUCCCGCGGCGUGGGCCCGUCGGUGCGAGGGGGGGCAGGGCGCGUGUGUGGCCUCAGCCCGGCUCUCCUUCUCCUGCCACUGCUCCUGCUCCUGCUGCCCCUGAUGGCCACCACCACCACCACCACCUCGACCCUCAUCCAUCUUCAGCCACCACAGUGACCAGCCCAGCAACCCCGCCACAGCAUUCCU